Molecule: messenger RNA, 1665 nt
Organism: Colletotrichum gloeosporioides
Lineage: Eukaryota; Fungi; Ascomycota; Sordariomycetes; Glomerellales; Glomerellaceae
Exons: 3
Coding region: 1-1665 (554 amino acids)
Source: RefSeq, a predicted model, not a curated record
AUGAUAUUCGAGAACCUGCUUAGGUGCUAUCGCAAGCUUGGCAACGAUACUAUUGAUGAUCAGAUUGAAGUCUCGCUGCAAGGAUGGAAUUGUCAGAACUCCCCUCCUUCAACUCGCAUCCCGCUGGGAUCUGUGGCGGCUGGGCUUCUCAACUUCAAGUCGAGAUGGGGGGAAGCAAGCGAGAUACUGGAGACCGCGGUCAGCCUUCUGCCGUCCGUGAGUCCUCGGGCUCUGAAAAGCAGUGACCAGCAGAAUGUUUUGCGAAAAUUUCCAGGACUGGCUUCUUUAGCUGCUGCGACUGCUCUCAAUGCGGGAAAGUCGCCUGCCGAUGCUCUUAAUCUUCUAGAGUCCGGUCGUGGAGUGAUGGCUGCGCUGUUAUUCGAGACUCGUGCUGAAAUCGCCGAUCUUACUAGCAGUCAUGCUGGUUUGGCGAAUCAAUUCAUAUCUCUAAGAAACGAGCUGGACACGCCUUCCGGUGCGACAUCUUUAUCCUCUGUCGACAAGGAUAUCCCUAUGGAGAUGCAUGCCAAGCAACGCCGCGAUCUGGAUGCCCAAUUCAACACGGUUAUCAGGGAGAUUCGUUCCAAGCCAGGGUUCGAAACAUUUCUCAUUCGGCCAAAAGCAGAGAGCCUACUUGCCGCCGCAUCUUCGGGUCCCAUUGUCAUUCUCAAUGCAAAUUCGCGGCGCUGCGAUGCUUUCAUCAUCGACACCCACUCUAUCCAGCUGCUACCACUUCCACAAUUUGAAGUUUCGGAGUCUUUGGAAAAUCUUUGGGAUGUUAUGGCUUGUCCAGUUCUCGAUAAGCUCGGAUUCCUGGAGCCCCCGAGAGAUGGUGACUUGCCGCACGUAUGGUGGAUUCUGACAGGGUCUUUGAGCAGGCUCCCGAUUCACGCGGCGGGUUAUCACCAAGAAGGCUCUUUCGACACAGUGAUGGAUAGAGUAAUAUCCUCAUACAGUACUUCAGUCAAAGCUCUGAUGCAAUCUCGUCAGAAGUCAGCCCGAAUCACCAGGGGAAACGUUUCUCACAAGGCCUGUCUCGUCAGCAUGGGGACCACACCCUCUAAUGGCCAAGAGGAGGUGCAGAUUUUGGCCAGUCUACUAUCUCCAAGUAUACCGACUACUCUUCUCGAUAAACCUGAAAAAGAAGAGGUACUACAUCAAAUUGAGACCUGUACAACAUUUCACUUUGCAGGCCAUGGUAUAACAAAUCCGCUGGAUCCGUCCAAGAGCUGUCUUCUCCUCAAUGACUGGGUUAGUGAUCCUUUGAGCUUUGAAAGCUUAACUUCUCUGAACCUUUUUGAGAGGCCUGCUUGGUUGGCUUACCUUUCAGCUUGCUCUACUGGAGAAAACCAAGCAGAGAGGCUGCAAGAUGAGUCGAUCCAUCUGAUGAGUGCUUGCCAGUUAGCAGGGUUCCCGCAUGUGGUCGGAUCGCUAUGGAAGAUAGAUGACAAAUGCUCGGCUGAAGCAGCCGCAGAGGUUUAUAGGACGAUCCAGGAGCGUGGAUGGACUGAUGAGUCUGUAGCACUUGGGGUUCACAACGCCGCAAGACUUCUUCGAAGCAAAACCCGCGAGGAGGGACAGGACAGGGGCAGAGGGUUAGACUAUGCUGUCCGUGAUGAAGGCAAUCCAUCCAUUUGGGCUGCGUACAUCCAUGUCGGACCCUAG